AUGUUUAGUCGUUUUAUCGUAUCGUCGGCGAAUUGCUUUAGGCGACUCGAAAGAAAUCUCCAACGAGGCUAUAGAGCAGCGUUAUUAUCGAAAUUCAAUGAACCAUUAGUGAUUACUGAUAAGAAGGAAAUGAGUGCGCACGAUGGUGAGAUGAUUGUCAGGAUGGAAGCAGCAGCGCUAAAUUACUCGGAUAUUGAAAUGAUAAAAGGAAAUUACUAUUUGAAGCCAACUUUACCAUUCGUUCCAGGCUUCGAAGGAGCAGGAACUAUAAAAGAAGUUGGUAAAGGAGUAGAAGAAUUUAAGGAAGGUGAUCGAGUGGUAAUUAUCAAAACUACUGAUAGGGGAGCGUUUGCUGAAGAAUGCUGUGUUAAAGAAAAUGAUCUGGUUUUUCAUAUACCUUAUUCGAUGGAUUGCGAGUCUGCUGCAGCUAUUGCAGUUAGUUAUGGAAGUGCCUAUACUGCUCUUCAGAAAAUGGCUUUCGAACGACAAGGAAGUUCGUUAUUAGUGCUAUCAAGCAAAGGAACAACUGGAUUUGCUGCAGUGGACCUUGCACAGAAUAUUUUCAAAGCAAAAGUAUUUGCUGCUAGUGAUUCAGAAGAAAAACUAGGGAAAUUGCGAGAAACAGGCGUCAUAUCAUUAUUUAAUUAUACGGAUGGACAGUUGGCUCGAAAUGUGAAGAAAAUGACUAUGGGCCAAGGUGUUGAUUUAAUUAUUGAUACAGUUGGCGGUAGCGUAUUUGAACAAUCUUUAAAUUGUUUAAGAACUGGUGGCCAUAUUGUCAGCUUAGGAUUUUCAUCAGGCGUUAUUCCGUCAUUAAAUCUGUUAGAUCUACACCGCUUACAAGCUUCUGUUUCAGGUAUGUGGUUGGGAGGAUGUCAUCGCAAAGAAAUCAAGGCUAUUGUUGAUUCGCUAAUUGGAUUUUUUGAAGAAGGAUUUUUAAAUGUGCGUAUAGGGAAAAGGUAUUCUUUGGAUCAAAUAAAUGAUUGCAUCAAGGAAAUUGUUGAAGACAAAGUAUUUGGAAAAGUGAUAGUAACAAUGCUUUAA
Molecule: messenger RNA, 1044 nt
Organism: Dracunculus medinensis (Guinea worm)
Lineage: Eukaryota; Metazoa; Nematoda; Chromadorea; Rhabditida; Dracunculidae
Source: the annotation of a GenBank genome assembly